AUGAACGCGAACGCAGACUACUACUCUGGUGGCGACGUGUUGGCGCUUUCUGCGAAAUUCUGUCACGGUGAACACAGAGCCGUGUCUUUACAGUAUUCGGGGGAGGCUCCGGGGAGACUUGCGACAGGUCCUAUGGAUCAUCAUUCCAACUCCCGGUCGAUAACAUCGGGAGCGCAUCAUCAAGGUGUGUUUGAGGUGCCUUUCUACGACAGCAGCACGAAUGGAGCUGAGUCUAGCUAUGUGGGCCAGGGAGUAGAUUAUGACUUAACAUAUGGAUGUUACUACGAAGUGGAAGACAGCGGGGUGCAUGGCCAGUACAUGAACCCCGCAUACACAGGAAAUGGAUCGUUUCCUCCAUACCAGGCAAAGCCUUGCUUCAACGACAUGGGUGAAAUAAACCCACACACGCUCAACAGCAAGGUAUCAAGAGGAUACCUCUCUGUGAGUGAUCAGAGCCUGUCAUCAUGUCAAAAGAGUUGCCCCAAGACUAACCCGGCGCGGGAGGAGACACAAAUAGCAGCUGGUACUUUCGAGUGGAUGAAAAUCAAAAGAAACAAUCCAAAAAUCAGAAAAACGAUGGAGUAUGGAUUAACGAACGCAUCUGCAACAGCUCGAACCAAUUUUACCACUAAACAGCUAACCGAGCUAGAAAAGGAAUUCCACUUCAAUAAAUAUCUUACUAGGUCGAGAAGGGUGGAAAUUGCGCAAAGCCUGCAACUAAAUGAGACACAGGUGAAAAUAUGGUUUCAGAACCGAAGAAUGAAACAGAAGAAAAGAGAGAAAGAAGGCCUCGCUAUCGUCUAUGUGCCUCGCCGUGCGAAUACCUCGGAAUCAUCCUCCCCAGAACUAAAUUCUCCCCUUUCCUCGCCACCUUGUUCUCCCCACACUUGUUAA
This is a messenger RNA of Megalops cyprinoides (Indo-Pacific tarpon), 894 nucleotides long. RefSeq names its product homeobox protein Hox-D1-like. The record is from RefSeq and is a predicted model, not a curated record. Gene Ontology annotation, cellular component: nucleus. Bases 1 to 894 code for a protein of 297 amino acids. The transcript has 2 exons. Gene Ontology annotation, biological process: regulation of transcription by RNA polymerase II. Gene Ontology annotation, molecular function: DNA-binding transcription factor activity, RNA polymerase II-specific; RNA polymerase II cis-regulatory region sequence-specific DNA binding. Lineage: Eukaryota; Metazoa; Chordata; Actinopteri; Elopiformes; Megalopidae.